AAAACCCAAUCACUUUACUUUAUUCUCACUUUCUUCGCCCAACACAGCAAAACCCUAAUUUCCAACUCCGAUUUCGUUUCUCCUCCGAAAACACCCUAAUUUCCCCUUCGCUCUUCCCCAUGACCACCGCGUAGUUUGCUUCCCCCACUCCGAAAAUGUCGCUCCAGGGAAGCGACCGCCGCGAUGCACCAUCUUCGGGCAGCGCCGGCGGAAACGGCGCCGUGGCGGCGGCAGCGGCGAGCCUGAGGCUGCGGCUGAACCCUAACAAGGAGCACAAGCCCGACGGGUACGAGGACAUGCAAUUGGAUUUCAGCCCUAACAUUUUCAGCUCGCUGGAGAGGUACCUGCCUCCGAGCAUGCUCAACGUGCCGCGUGACGAGAAGGCCAAUUUCAUGCGCGAGAUUCUCCUCAAGUAUCUGCCCCUCGGGGAACGCAACAGAGCUCAAAAGCAUAGAGAAUAUAGAGAGAGGAUAAUAGCAAAUUAUCAGCCUCUACAUCGGGAGUUGUACUCUGUGGAUCCUGCUACAUUCUUUGUCCCCACAUUUCUGAGAGCAAUUAAUGAUAAUACGGAACAAAGUAUUAGAAGUAUAGUGUCUGAGCCCUCUCCAGGCAUUUUUAUAUUUGACAUAUUUCAGACCCACUUUUGUGAGUUAUUGCUAUCUGAGAUUGAAAAUUUUGAGAAGUGGGUGAAUGAAACUAAAUUUCGGAUCAUGCGUCCGAAUACAAUGAAUAAAUUUGGUGCUGUACUUGAUGACUUUGGACUUGAAACAAUGCUUGACAAGCUUAUGGAAGGUUUUAUCCGUCCUUUAUCUAGAGUCUUCUUUGCAGAAGUUGGCGGGUCAACCCUGGAUUCUCAUCAUGGUUUUGUUGUAGAAUAUGGUAAAGAUAGAGAUGUUGACUUGGGUUUCCAUGUGGAUGACUCAGAAGUAACCUUAAAUGUUUGUUUGGGUAAGCAAUUUUCUGGAGGGGAAUUGUUUUUUCGGGGCAUACGAUGUGAGAAACAUGUAAAUACUGGAACUCAUUCAGAGGAGAUCUUUGAUUAUUCUCAUGUCCUUGGACGAGCUGUCCUUCAUCGUGGUCGUCAUCGCCAUGGAGCUAGAGCUACAACAUCUGGUAAUCGGGUCAACCUACUUCUAUGGUGCAGAAGUUCUGUCUUUAGAGAGAUGAAAAGGUAUCAAAAAGAUUUCUCCAACUGGUGUGGCGAGUGCAAUCGUGAGAAAAAGGAAAGGCAGCGCUCCACAGUUGCUGCUACCAAAUUGGAUUUGUUCAGGAGGCAAGGUGAAUCCACUGCAUAAUCUGUUUUGCUCAGUGGAUGAUUGUAAAAUGUACCUGCAAUCAUUUGUCAAUACAAAUAAGCUAUGAUUCCUGAUCCAGGUGUAUGUACAAGGUGCUCUAUUGAGAUAGUUUUCUUCAAGUAAGCUUUGGAUUUUUCGUUAAAAACUGUGCUGUUUGUUCGAUGCCUAUUUAUUGUAUUUGAAUAAGGGGGGAGCUGGUUGUGUUAUGUAAGCUGGUUUAAUGCUCAGACAUUUAUUUUUUUGGCAUAAAACCGCGGAAUCAUGUCAUGAAAUGUAGGUUUAGACUGUAAUUAAUGUAUGCUGAAAUCUUAGGUUCAUUGACUAUUGUAGCAUAUUGUUUCCUUUCCAAUAUGUAAGUACUGCAUUUUCCGUUCUUUUAAAAAAA
Glycine soja is the source of this 1680-nucleotide messenger RNA. RefSeq lists its product as uncharacterized. Bases 156 to 1295 code for a protein of 379 amino acids. The transcript has 9 exons. The record is from RefSeq and is a predicted model, not a curated record. Lineage: Eukaryota; Viridiplantae; Streptophyta; Magnoliopsida; Fabales; Fabaceae. Gene Ontology annotation, molecular function: iron ion binding; L-ascorbic acid binding; oxidoreductase activity, acting on paired donors, with incorporation or reduction of molecular oxygen.